AUGUCUCAAGUCACAAAUACUACCACCGGUAUCAUUAGUACUAAUAACGGUAAUACACCAUGGAAUAGGACACCCGGUAAACCUGGUGUUGGUUCCGGUAAUACUGCUGGCACCCAUUCUGCGUUCUCCUCUGCACCUUCAGCUGUUCCAUGGUCUACAACAAAUAGAGGUGAUAUCGAUUUGAUACAAAAACGUGAUCAAAUCGAAGAUUCUAUUGAUAAAAAGACUCAAUCGAUUCGUUCUUUAGUAUCCUAUGCUAAUUCAAAGAAUUCGGAUAAUUCUUCUACUGCUAAUACUGCUGCCGUUGUUGCUAAUACUACUGCUACAGGUCAAAUGUGGCCGCCUCCAGUCUUUGAUUCACCCAGACUUACAGAUCGUAAUGUUGGCGGCUUUUUAUCUCAGGAAUCCACAUCAUCAACCGAUAACCAGUGGGCAACUACCACACCUUUUUCAGGUCAAACAGCUUCGGCUGCUGCUGCUAUUGGUGCUGCUGGAAAUACCAAUUCACUGUUAGGUUCACCUAAUUCAUUUCCUAAUAUUCUAAAUCAUACACAAACUGUUAAUAAUCCUAACCCAUGGUCUUUCGAUAAUUCAAAUAAUUGUCCUACUGCGCCAAGAGCAAUUACUGGUCAACAAUUGAAUGUAACCCUGGCAACUACACCACCACCACUACCACCAUCGGAAACUACAAGUUCAGAGCAUCAUACUCGUCGAUAUAUGAAUUGGACAUUGGGAAGUGAUCAAGAUUUACUGAAUGAUGAUCGAUCUGGAUUAGCUUUCCCAUUAUCCAAUAUAAAUAUCAAUAGUAAUAAUAAUAACAAUAACAAUAAUAAUAAUAAUUCUAUUAGUGGAUUCGGUAAUCAAUCUGACUUUAUUGAAAAUCAAUCAGCCUUCUCUUCAACUAUAAAUGCCGCCAGUAUUCGAAAUAGUAGUAAUAAUAAACUCUCCGAAUUUGAUGUAGGCCAGAGUAAUAAUAUUUCAAAAAAAUCCAACUCUGAUAUUGACACAUCAACUUGUGAUACUGAAGAGGCGAUUCGUACAGCUGUCAAUACAACAGAACCAUGGGGAAUUCAUCCAGUUGACCAGAGCACACCAUGGAAUUGUUCUGAAGCAAAUGGUGAUUGCUUACCAAUGCAUUCCUCGUCUGCGCUGAUUACAGGAACUUCGGCUAAUAAUGACUUGUCUACUACUACUAGCGUGCCACGAGUUACUGGUUUAAGCCAGUCGUCGAGUGGAGGAGUAUCAAAUAUUCCACCUCCCGGUACUACUACAACUAUUACUGCUGCUGCUGCUGCUGCUAUUGCUACACAGUCAUCUUUACAUUCCAGACGUCUUAGUUCAGCUAAUUCAUCAUCAGUAGUAGUAAGCAGAGAUUUAGAGUCAAAUAUCUGGCCAAGUGAACCACCGAAUGGUACAGGGAUUUGGGAAUCGCAUUAUGAAAGUCUUGGAGAAAGAACUGCUCGUUGGCAUCAAAGCACCAAUUCUGGACUACAACCACAUCCACCAACACCACUACAACCACCAACAUCUCAGGCUUCAUUUGCAUCACAUUCACUAAAUCCAGCUAACUUUGUUUCCAGUCAAAUGUCACAUCCUUCGCAUCGAUCUCGACCACAACAAGGCCAAAUUCCAUCAAAUACAGAAAGUUUUCGUGGCAUAAAUCGUGGUCCAGUUGUCCCAGGGACUCUAUUUCCUAUAGGGCAACCACCACCACCAACUCCGAAUGUCAUGAAUUUAGGGACAAGACCAUUGUUUAGUGGGAAUCAUUCCCUUGGACAGAUAAAUAGUAAUGCUGUUGGUGGAAAUACUGGUCCAUCUAGAGGCUUUCCAGUAGCUGCUCCGGUGAAUCUUGGACCUGGAGUUACUUGGCCUUAUUCUCCUGCAACUCAUCAAGGUGAUCCUGCUGUCCCAGGUAUUAAUUUCGGUAAUAAGUCUCGGUGGCCUGGUCCAAAUAUGAAUCGUCUACCUGUUGGUGGUAAACAGCAGCAACAACAUCCACCCACUCAUAUCUUGCCUAACAUGACUUCUACUGGCUUACGAUGGCCUCCUCCUGGGGGAACAACUCCACAAAUGCAAGGUGUAUGGUCGUUAACAGAUCAAAGACGUCCAGGUACAGUUCAAGGACCACAGUGGUCAUCAGCUAAUACCUCAGGAAUGGAUAAUAAUCCUUCUAGUGGAUAUUUCAAUCAACCUAAUCAAAGCCUACCACCUCGUAUUUCUCAACAGAUUAGUGCUCCAGAAUUUCCUACAUCAUUGGCAGCAGCAGCAGCAGCUUCUAGUCGUGGUGUAAAUCAAGCGUUUAGAACUCCACAGAGUGCCUUUUAUCCAGCCAUGACUCCCGGUUUUACUUCUUCCUCUUCUUCUUCAAUGUCUCAACGUAUGUUUAUGAGUCCUCAACAACAUUCACAACAAUUACAACAGCAGAGUGUAAUUCGUGCUCAUGUAAUGCGUCAAUUGUUUAGUCUUGGUUUUUCAGAGGAUGAAAUUCAACCGAUAUUCGCUGAUACCAGCACUAGUGUGGAAAGAGCUUUAAUUGAUCUACGCGACCGAUCAGGUCAUCCUGGAAUUGAUGAACUGAUCAAUUCAUUGAAACCAAUUACAGCUAGCCUGUUAACUUCACUGAAUCCAGAUGACGGUAGUUUAUCAUUUCUUGGACAAAAUUCAACCUCAUCGAAUCGAGUAAUGAUGAAUAUGCGGGGAAAUGAUUUAUCGAAAUCCACCUUACCAAUGCAUAGUCAACCUGCGGAAAAUCUUGAAUUAUCUUUACACUUACUUCAACAACGUGAAUCACAGAUUUUACAAACAAUUGUUCAACUACAAUCGAAACAUCAAGAAUUAAAUCAAAAACUCUCUCAUAUACGAUCAGCUAAUGUUCCAUUUGCAACGAAUCCAGUUAUCCAAGAACUUCAACUGCAAACAUUUCAAGUUGCUCAACAAAUUGAUGCUCAACAAGCACAACUUAAACAUGUGCGUAGUCAAGCUGCUAUGCUAAAACAAAUUAAUCUACCAACGAAUUUAUUAUCAUCAGCCUCCUCCUCAGCAUCAUCAUCAUCAUCUAAUAAUCCAUUGUCAUCACACGGUGGUGGUGGUGGUGGUAUGACUAGUACUACAACGACACCAUUGCUGCCAUCACCUUUAUCAAUGUCUGGUAUACCCGGUCAAUCGUCGUCUUCAAGUCUACACGGCAUAUCCCCGUUAUCAUUGAAUUCAACUGGCAAUUGUAAUUCAUUGAAUCUGCUGACUACUAGUAAUAAUAAUAAUAAUAAUAAUACUAAUUCAUCAUGGUCAUUACAAAGUGGUUCAAAUCUGGGCGUGAAAUCUAAUUAUCAAUUAUUGAAUAAUAGCGGUAAUAACAACAACAAUAAUAAUAAUAACAUAACUAGUGGAAUUACUGAUAAUCAUCCUGAUUUUAGCCAAGAUCAGCCGAAUUUCAAUAUGAUGAAUUCACUCUUGUGGGAAUCUAGCCCAUGGUCAGGAUCAUCCAGUCAACAACAACAACAACAUCUUAGUGAAAGCUUUUCCACUACUAAUCGAAAUCAUCUGUCGAAUGAUAGACGUUGGCCACUACCCCCAGGUGCUGGUAGUGGUGUUACCGGUAACGGCAAUAAUUCCUCCAUAUCAUCAUCAUCAUCUGUGAAUCGAUCACCAUUCAUAUCUUCACAACUUGCAUCACUUGGUGAUCCUAGAUGGAGUGAUAUUACUAAUGAUAUGAGUAGUAAUUCAACAGGUAAUAAUGAUACAAGACAACAAUCUCUUGUUAGCGGUGAAUUGGAUGAACCACUACGCAGUUAUGGCGGCGGCGGCGGUAUAGACUAUCCAUUAAUUCCAAUAUCUAUUUCAUCAAAAUCCUGGUUACUAGCGCAUAACAUUCCUCCGCAUGUAUCUGUUGGUAUGCUAAAAGCAACAGUGUCAACUGCAUUGAGUAAUCACUUGAUGAAAUCAUUAGAAUCACAUGACAAAUCAUCCGGUGAUAAUAGUAGAAAUAAUAAUAAUACUGAACCUGAAUUUGAAAUUCAUCCAAAUAUGUCAGCUAGAUGGAUAUUAUUAGGCUUAUGUAAUUCACUGCAAGCUUCAAUUGUUCAUAAAAGUUUAGAAAAUGCAAAUAAUAAUCAAUUAAAUGGUUAUUAUGGUGCAGUGAAAUUGAUUACACCAGCUGAAGCACUUCUCCACUUACAAGAUAUUCAAUCUCUAGCUUCACGAUUGAAAGGUUUGAGUACGGAUAACUGUCUCUCAUCGGUAUCAUCCAAUCUUCAUUGCAUCAAUCAAUCGUCAAGUAUAUUGACAGGAUGUGAUUUCAAUAAUAAUAAUAAUGAUAUUUCUGGAUCAAAUUAUUCAAUGAUCGGAUCAAAUACUGCAAAUAACAACAAUAAUACUUCAGAUAUCUAA
Messenger RNA from Trichobilharzia regenti, 4386 nucleotides. The record is from the annotation of a GenBank genome assembly. Lineage: Eukaryota; Metazoa; Platyhelminthes; Trematoda; Strigeidida; Schistosomatidae.